CGUUGGUAAAAUUUCAGUUUGGGUGAAUUCAUCGUAUUUAAAAAGGAUGACAAAGUCUAAAAUUGUGACUAUAAAUAGAGACUUCGUUAGAUAUUUUUUUCUAAGAAUAUUUACUGUGCAACACAGGUACCGUACCGUUGUAAUAAACGCGCAAUGAAAUUAGUCCCACCGGAAAUAAGCAGUUUCCGGAAAUGACUUCGCAUAAUCGAGAGGUGCGUUGGUAAAAUUUCAAUUUGCAUACCUGCCACUCUUCCACACAGUCGGGUUGUGUUUGCAGCUGUUCUUUUGGAAAAUGCAUGUCUUGGUCAACUGGAUUGUGGAUUGAUUUGGUGCAGCCAAGUAACGAUUGACUGGCUGUGUUUAAUUUAUGUAAUGAAAACGUAAACCGAACGAUCCGAAUUAGCACUGCCAACGUAAUCCCCGACCAACGACGAAGUCAACCCCGUCUUCAUUUCGUGUUAACUAUUUAUCAGUUUAGUUGCAGACGAUUUUUUUACUCUGUUUUGAAGAUUGUGUCGUUUAUUUUUCGUCUUCUUGAUGAAUUGCUGGUUCUGGAUCUUUCUGUGGAAUCUGAAAAAAGGAAAUGCAGCCGUAGCUCUGUCGUGUUCGGUCUAAUUCAAACUGCGAGCGCCUCCUACUGGUCACUCGGGGUAUUACUAUUAUUUCCCGGUACAUUUAGCAAGAACAGUUCAACUUUUAAAACAACUUGAGGGCGAAGAAAAGAUAAAACGAUAAAAAUCAAUACAAUUUUUUGGGGGGAUUUUUAUAAAUUGCGUAUGAUAUGACACUUAAUCACACAGAAUUAUGAUGAGUAAUGUAUCUAUGUACCAGGGGCAAUUUGAAGUUUGACCUAAAUUCUUCUAAUAGUAUCCUUUCUUACCCCUUAAUAAAUGCAAGAAAUUUUCAAUUAAAUUCGUGUUUCAAAAAUAUCUAACGUCAUGUCUUCUUAGUGAAAGUCACUGAACAUCAACUGCGUGCCCUUCUGCCUUUGGGAUCCCCUGUGUGAUUUCCCACGGCAGGUGGAGCCCUAGGUCCAAAGAUUUAGGAGCCAGAUCCAGUUCCAUGUUUUCCAUCAGACACCCCCACUCCAUCUCUCCCUCUUUUCUCUCUCCGCAUCCCCCAGGCAGGAAUCAUCACCCCCCUCCCCAGCCCUUCUCCCACCCUCGGCUCCCCGCCCGCCUGCAACGCAACGCUCCUCUCGCCGGGCUGCGCUCGAUCAACCGAGCAUCCACCGCGCCUCCAAAUUGGUUUGUCAUUUCUGACCCCUCUCUCUCUCUCUUUCUCUCUCUCUUUCUCUCUCUCUCUAUCUCUCUCUCCGUUGACCACGGUGCUCUGCUCCGCUGCGCCCCGUGUCUGUGGACUUCAGCAGAAGUCAGUAAGAACAUAGAGGCAGUCGACACAGAUAAAGAGAGAAGAGAGAGGGCGGGAAGGAUACAGACUGACGGAUAGAGAGGAGAGAGAGAGGUACGCCUCUGUCCUCCUCCAGCACUUCACUGGACUUAGUGCAUUUGGAAGGACGCGUUGCAUCCUCCCGUGUGAGCGCUGAUCGGGAUACCAAGCACGCAGCUAUUGGUCUAUAACACCCUGUGCUUUAUCUCCAUCCCCAAAAUUUUCCCCGCGUCCUUGUCCGUGUCAACAAGAAUAAACUACAGGACGUGGAUCGGAGGCGCUGAUCAGUGAAAUUAUAAAUCGACUGGAAGAUAUACUUCUAUCCAGGAUCUACGCUGUCGGGACUGGAGGCUCUAAGAGAGCGCAGGAAGGGUUAUUCCUGACUCCUCUGUGCGCUGGAUGUGUAUAUAUGCGCCUUCAUCGCUGCAAUUGGUGAUACGGUAAGAAUCCUCUCUUCUAUUUUCGCUGGUAAACCUCUCGGUAAUGUGUCAACCCUGCGUCUUCCUCUGACCUGUUCCGAAAGCAGCUAGAUAACAGCGCUGACUUCGGUUCUCACGGAUGCCCAUGGGAAUGUGGCCUGCGACUAUUGCACUUAAGGGGCGCGGAAAUUGGCCCUAAUGGACGAGGGAGUAAAAAUGUAUCACAGGUUUGGGAUUUACACAGAUGAUGGUCCAGCGACUUGUGGCUGGAUGGGCGUCGCUCGGAUGGGAGAUGUCGCUUAUUAGGCGAAGUAAUAACCACUGAUACCUAUUACCUCUUCGGUUGGUAAUCAAUACAAUCACAUUAUCCCAUAAACAAGGUGUACACGUAAUUAUUAUUCUGGAGCCGCUUAUCUGCCUCGCUGCACGGCGCAAUGCUUUGGCAUGAUGGAUGACAGAUAGACGAAGUGUGCAGCAGCUCCUCCGCUUUUUUUGUCCUAUUUUUACGCAGCUGUCAUUGGAGCAUAUAGGAAUGCUGUUAGUGCUGUUAGCUUAUUUGGAGCUGUGCUGGAGGUUGUCAGCCGCAGUCUAAAAUCUCGUGUAAAUCCAGCCGCUGAAGGAAAAAGAGCAUCCAGCAGGCCAGUGCACCCUAGGAUACGUCAAUCAUGCGGCUACAGGAGUGAAAGCUGUGGCUCUUAUUUACUGAUGAGACAUUCAGGGUUGCAGAUGACCUUGAUGUGCAACUGAAAACUAGUGAAGGUUUCACACUUCUUUGAUCUUGACCCCGAGUGAAAAGAGCCCCGAGAUUCAGAUGUAAUGUGUAAGUCUUUGCAAUAAGCCUCUUAUCCAACUGAAAACAGCCUUGUGUGUUGUGCCCCCCAUACUUGUAUUGUACUUCCUGGUUAAUCAAUUGUGCUCACCCUGACUAAUAAAUGCAGGUGUCUGUUAAUCAAAACACCUCUUAAAGAAUGAUAAUCUGAUUGUGUGUACCGGCCUUUUUGAAUCACUCCUCCAAGCACGAGUAGAGGUAAUGUGUGCAAACAAUGUGUAGAUUGUGGUAUGAAAGGGUUGAUGUGGGAUCUGGAGGUUGGAGUGCUUGACAACAUGUCAACAUGUCAUUGCUGCAGCUAAGAAAAAUGUCCCCAAAGAGUCGACAGAGCAGGUGGGAAAAUGGUCAAUGCAGGCAGUUAUCAGUACAACUAUAUUGGAGCCGUUUUUACAUAGACUUGCUCAGCUGCCAUUUCAGUAGCAUCUGUUAAAGCACAGGCCUGUCUCCAAGGAGAUUAUUAUGUUUGUGGAUGAGAUGAAUAUCACUAAAUCAUCUGUCAUCAGCGCAUCUGUUGGUCUCGUAAGUGAUCCUGCAGUUUCCUGGUUCUAGCCAACUUGAUUAUUUGUUUGAAAUGUUUGAGAAAGAUGUUACAAAAAAAUCUUGUAUGUUCCUGUCCCAAACCUGCUGUUUUUGCGCUUUUAGUCGUCUGGCGGGGUUGUUUAUCUGUGUUUUAACGGCUGAAGAAGUGUGGCCAAAAAAGUGUCGGUGCAUCCCGAAUGCAGCUCAGGCUCACCGGUGAGCCAUGGGAUGUUUGUCAGGCAUCACUCUAUAAAUGCAAGGCGUGUCAAAGAGCAUCUCGGGUCACGUAAAGUUAUGACACCCACACAGCGGUGACGUGGCUACAGCACCUGAAGCUGUAUAAUGUGCAACGGCAGCAAUCAAGCAUUGUGCUGACUGCAGGUCUGUGUGUCCGACUUUAAUUAGGUCACUGAUUCAUUUCACUUGUGUAUGAUGUACAAGAAAGACCGAGCUCCUUAUGUGUGUGUGUGUUUCUGUGUGUCUUUGUGUGUGUAUGGUGGGGAGGGCAGUGCUAAUUCGGAUUGUUCUGCUUGAUUGGUCGAGGGUUGACUUUCCCUGCUUGGAGCUGUUCAUGUAACAAAAUAUUUGCCUAAGAUUUGGAUGGCUCCAGAA
Xyrichtys novacula (pearly razorfish) is the source of this 3768-nucleotide messenger RNA. NCBI's taxonomy places the organism in Eukaryota, Metazoa, Chordata, Actinopteri, Labriformes, Labridae. The record is from the annotation of a GenBank genome assembly.